GGAGAAGCUGGGUCACCGCCUACUCAAACUCCGGCCGCCCCAAACCCAAGCCGGGCAGAGUGGGACCCACGGCGGCGUGGCAGACUGACCACGACCACGGCGGGGCAGGGGGAAAGGGUGGCCCGCCCCGGCCUACGCCCACCCCCACCCCGGACCCGAGCUCCGGGGGGCCGAAGGUGGGUGGCUGAGCCGAAAGGGGCACCCAUCCCAGAGCUCGCUGCUGGGGACAAGAAGCAGAGCUCCGAGCAGCAGCGGCCGUCCAGACUUCCCGUCGCCCUCACCCCGCCCGGCCCGGGCGCGCACUCGCCGGGGCGCGCGGAUGGGGCGAGGGCUACCGAACCAGGAGUGCCGGCCCCGGGACCGCCGCGGCUCUCGUCCGCCGGGCGCCGGAGUUCGGCUCAGCCGGGUCCCGGCCGAGGCCUCCAACCUCUAGCAAGCGAUCCUGGCAGACAAAGCCAGCACCGCCCGUGGGGCCGCUCCCGGGCAGGCGGGGAAGGAGGCUGAGGGGCCAAGCAGGGACCUGGGGAGCAGCCCUCGCCCCCGGAGGACGCUCGGGGAAGUCGGCCUCAGACAAAGAAGGGGGCAGGCCCCGACGCCCCAGCCGAGU
This is a messenger RNA of Cercocebus atys (sooty mangabey), 607 nucleotides long. RefSeq names its product basic proline-rich protein-like. The annotation marks the transcript as partial. The transcript has a single exon. The record is from RefSeq and is a predicted model, not a curated record. Lineage: Eukaryota; Metazoa; Chordata; Mammalia; Primates; Cercopithecidae.